AUGAUUACUUACAAACUCCCUACUAGCUGUCCAGAAAAAAAUUUUUCUGAAAAAAUUCCUAUUGUUGGUUCUACCGGUUUGGAAGAAAAAUGGCCAUUGGUGUCCCUUUUGGACAUUAAUUUUUAUUUAUUAAACUCUAACGAGAUUAAGCAAAAAUUGAAUCCAAGAUCUGAUAUUGAAAUUCCAUCCAACCAUCAAAAAAUGAAUACAAUUAAAAUUGUUAAAAAUAUAUUUUGUAUUAAUAGACGUUCUCAAACACUGGAUUUAUUUAACAAGGAUGCUCUUGAAUCCGUCAAAGUAGGAAGAAUUAAAUUCAAAGAUUUAGAGUAUCGUUUGGAUAAAACUCCAGGGGAAACGUCAUAUGAAUCAUCUUAUUUAACAAAUGAAAUAGAAUCAGGUAAAAUAAACUUUGAUUGUGAGCAUCCUUUCAGUCCAUUAUCUUUUGAAUUACAGAAGAAAAGAGCUCAAUUGACCUAUAAAGCUAAGGAAGGUAAUAUGUUACAAAUUCAAUUCGAAAUUUCUGUAUACCAUAUAAUUAUUCCAACUUCCAACCAAUGGCCAACUUUAUUGCCAAGAAUUUUUAAUCCUGCAACUGUAAUUGAGAAAGUUGAAGAUAAAGAAAACUCAAUUUUACCAACUGGAUUGCCAGAUUUGAAAAAUAUUCCAACAAUGAUUUCAUCCUUAGGUUUGAACCAUAGGCAACAGAUCACAAGAGAAAAGUCUUAUAGGGCAAUUGACUUUGAUUUAACAUUGAAGUUAACCCAAACUUUUGCCAAUAACAAUAAUAAGAAAUUAGUCGUUAUUACGACAUUUAACAAUAAAGUUGUCAGUAAAAUGUUUAGAUAUUUCCAUUUUAAAUUUAAAAUUGAAGAAGCAUUACAAAAUGAAUUAAAUCCAAAGUUAAGUCAAUUAGUUAUAUUAAGACCAGGUCCAAUCGUUGGUGUUCCGAUGACAGAUGCUAUAAAUCCAGAAUUUAACCCAAUAUUGAAAAAAUCUGAUAAUUUAGUCGAACAGUCUAUACUAUUAAAGAAAUAUUUACUAGACUAUAAAUUGGCUACACUCAAAAAGUAUCGUUCAACUGGUAUUGCACCAAGAUUGACUGACAUUUUGGCAAAAACUAUGUACAGAAAGCCAGGUACUUCAGUCUUAGGAUAUUGUAUACCUGCAACAAAAGUUGCUAAAGUAGCUGCAUUAAAGGCAAUUGAACCAACAAUUGCAUCUACAUACAGUAAACCAGAUGUACAGAUAAUUACAAGUAGACAAAUAGAUGAACUUGUUUAA
Messenger RNA from Vanderwaltozyma polyspora DSM 70294, 1281 nucleotides. It is a transcript of the gene HIM1, whose product is annotated as Him1p. The record is from RefSeq and is a predicted model, not a curated record. NCBI's taxonomy places the organism in Eukaryota, Fungi, Ascomycota, Saccharomycetes, Saccharomycetales, Saccharomycetaceae. The coding region runs from base 1 to 1281 and encodes 426 amino acids. The transcript has a single exon.